Sapajus apella (tufted capuchin) is the source of this 2172-nucleotide messenger RNA. It is a transcript of the gene LAP3, whose product is annotated as leucine aminopeptidase 3. The coding region runs from base 256 to 1815 and encodes 519 amino acids. NCBI's taxonomy places the organism in Eukaryota, Metazoa, Chordata, Mammalia, Primates, Cebidae. Gene Ontology annotation, biological process: proteolysis. The record is from RefSeq and is a predicted model, not a curated record. Gene Ontology annotation, molecular function: metalloaminopeptidase activity; manganese ion binding. Gene Ontology annotation, cellular component: cytoplasm. The transcript has 13 exons.
UGCGCAGGCGCACGCGCACACGGAUGGAGCACACCCCUGAGCCCCCAUCACAGCCGCGGGUUGAUGCCAAUAGUUCAGUCACCGGUGCUGCCCGUCCGCCCCGCCCCCUAGACGCACGUCCGGUCGCUCCACCCCCGAGCCAGUCCGCGCGCGCGCGCCGGCCGCACCCCCACAAAGCCCCGCCCCCAGGCGCGCGCCCGCCCACUGGGCGCCACGUGCUCGCUGGAGGGCGGCGCGAGGGGCCGAGCCGACAAGAUGUUCUUGCUGCCUCUUCCGGCUCCUGGGCGAGUCGUCGUCCGACGUCUGGCCGUGAGACGCUUCGGGAGCUGGGGUCUCUCCGCCGCAGACAUGACGAAGGGUCUUGUUUUAGGAAUCUAUUCCAAAGAAAAAGAAGAUGAUGUGCCACAGUUCACAAGUGCAGGAGAGAAUUUUGAUAAAUUGAUAGCUGGAAAGCUGAGAGAGACACUGAACAUAUCUGGACCACCUCUGAAGGCAGGCAAGACUCGAACCUUUUAUGGUCUGCAUCAGGACUUCCCAAGCGUGGUGCUAGUUGGCCUCGGCAAAAAGGCAGCUGGAAUCGACGAACAGGAAAACUGGCAUGAAGGCAAAGAAAACAUCAGAGCUGCCGUUGCAGUGGGGUGCAGGCAGAUUCAAGACCUGGAGCUCUCUUCCGUGGAGGUGGAUCCCUGUGGAGAUGCUCAGGCUGCUGCAGAGGGAGCCGUGCUUGGUCUCUAUGAAUAUGAUGACCUAAAGCAAAAAAAGAAGACGGCCGUGUCGGCGAAGCUCUAUGGAAGUGGGGAUCAGGAGGCCUGGCAGAAAGGAGUGCUGUUUGCUUCUGGGCAGAACUUGGCACGCCAGUUGAUGGAGACGCCAGCCAACGAGAUGACGCCAACCAGAUUUGCUGAAAUCAUUGAGAAGAAUCUCAAGAGUGCUAGUAGUAAAACCGAGGUCCAUAUUAGACCCAAGUCUUGGAUUGAGGAACAGGCAAUGGGAUCGUUCCUCAGUGUGGCCAAAGGAUCUGAUGAGCCCCCAGUCUUCUUGGAAAUUCACUACAAAGGCAGCCCCAAUGCAAAUGAACCACCCCUGGUGUUUGUUGGGAAAGGAAUUACUUUUGACAGUGGUGGUAUCUCCAUCAAGGCUUCUGCAAAUAUGGACCUCAUGAGGGCUGACAUGGGAGGAGCUGCAACUAUAUGCUCAGCCAUUGUGUCUGCUGCAAAGCUCAAUUUGCCCAUUAAUAUUAUAGGUCUGGCCCCUCUUUGUGAAAAUAUGCCCAGCGGCAAGGCCAACAAGCCAGGGGAUGUUGUUAGAGCCAGGAACGGGAAGACCAUACAGGUUGAUAACACUGAUGCUGAGGGGAGGCUCAUACUGGCUGAUGCGCUCUGCUACGCGCACACAUUUAACCCAAAGGUCAUCCUCAAUGCCGCCACCUUAACAGGUGCCAUGGAUGUAGCUUUGGGGUCAGGUGCCACUGGGGUCUUUACCAAUUCAUCCUGGCUCUGGAACAAACUCUUCGAGGCCAGCAUUGAAACAGGGGACCGUGUCUGGAGAAUGCCUCUCUUUGAACAUUAUACAAGACAGGUUGUAGAUUGCCAGCUUGCUGAUGUUAACAACAUUGGAAAAUACAGGUCUGCGGGAGCAUGUACAGCUGCGGCGUUCCUGAAAGAAUUCGUGACUCAUCCCAAGUGGGCACACUUAGACAUAGCAGGCGUGAUGACCAACAAAGAUGAGGUUCCCUAUCUACGGAAAGGCAUGACCGGGAGGCCCACAAGGACUCUCAUCGAGUUCUUACUUCGUUUCAGUCAAGACAAUGCUUAAUUCAGAUACUCAAAAGUGUCUUCACUUUCUGUCUUAAAUUGGACAGUUGAACUUAAAAUGAAAAUCUUUCAGAGGAGAUAAAGGAUGGUAUUUUAAAAUGUAGGACACAAUGAAAUUUGUAUGCCUUGAUUCUUUUUUCAUUUUACACAAAGAUUUAUAAAGUUAAUCUUACUUGGCAAGGAUUUUUAAGAUAUUCUAUAAAUGACUAAAAUCUUUAGAACUUCCGAAUCACUUUUCAGAGUAUAUCUUUUUAAUUGAGAAGCAAAAUUGUACUUCAGAUUUGCGACGCUAAGAACACGAGCAAACUGAAAGUUACUAUGCACUUGUCAGAAACAAUAAAUCCAACUUUUUGUGCUC